Lodderomyces jiufengensis is the source of this 1467-nucleotide messenger RNA. RefSeq names its product Nuc2p (gene NUC2). The transcript has a single exon. Bases 1 to 1467 code for a protein of 488 amino acids. NCBI's taxonomy places the organism in Eukaryota, Fungi, Ascomycota, Pichiomycetes, Serinales, Debaryomycetaceae. Gene Ontology annotation, biological process: mitochondrial electron transport, NADH to ubiquinone. The record is from RefSeq and is a predicted model, not a curated record. Gene Ontology annotation, molecular function: NADH dehydrogenase (ubiquinone) activity; NAD binding; quinone binding.
AUGUUAAGAAUAAGAUCAUCAAAUCAUAUUAAUUCGAUCACAAGAAAUCUAAAUAAAUUCAAUGUCACCCCAAUAAUACAACAACAACAACAAUGUCGAUCAUAUGCAGAAACAACUGUCCCUACAACACCCAAAGAACCAACAACUGCAAAUGCUCUUAAUGCAAUGGGUAGAAAAGUUGAUAAAUAUUCAAAACCAUCAGGAAUGUUUGGUAAAACUACAUUUUCAGAAGUAAUGGAUGAAACAAAUAUGAUGUGGGAUAAAUCAGAUUCACCAGAUAAAGUAUCAAAACAAAAUACUAAAAUUAGACAUUUUACAAUAAAUUUUGGACCUCAACAUCCUGCUGCUCAUGGUGUGUUGCGUUUAAUUUUAGAAUUACAUGGUGAAGAAAUUGUACGUAGUGAUCCUCAUGUUGGUUUAUUACAUAGAGGUACUGAAAAAUUAAUUGAAUCAAAAACUUAUAUGCAAGCAUUACCAUAUUUUGAUAGAUUAGAUUAUGUAUCAAUGAUGACAAAUGAACAAGUUUUUGCAUUAGCUGUUGAAAAAUUAUUAAAUGUUGAAGUACCAAUUAGAGCAAAAUAUAUAAGAACAUUAUUUGGAGAAAUUACAAGAAUUUUAAAUCAUUGUAUGUCUGUAUUAACUCAUAUUAUGGAUGUUGGUGGAUUAACUCCAUUUUUAUGGGGGUUUGAAGAACGUGAAAAAUUAAUGGAAUUUUAUGAAAGAGUUUCAGGUGCUCGUUUACAUAGUGCUUAUGUUAGACCAGGUGGUGUAGCACAAGAUUUACCUGCUGGAUUAUUAGAUGAUAUAUAUAUGUGGGCAACACAAUUUGGUGAUAGAAUUGAUGAAAUUGAAGAAUUAUGUACUGAUAAUAGAAUUUGGAAAGAAAGAACUGUUGGUGUAGGUGUUGUUUCAGCAGAUGAUGCAUUAAAUUAUUCAUUAUCAGGAGUAAUGUUGAGAGGUUCAGGAAUUCCAUUUGAUAUUAGAAAAUCACAACCUUAUGAUGCUUAUGAUUUAGUUGAUUUUGAUAUUGGAGUUGGAUUAUAUGGAGAUUGUUAUGAUCGUUAUCUUAUAAGAAUGGUUGAAUUUCGUCAAUCUUUAAGAAUUAUAUUUCAAUGUAUAAAUGAUAUGCCACAAGGACCAGUUAAAGUUGAAGAUUAUAAAAUUUCACCACCACCAAGAAGUUUAAUGAAAGAAGAUAUGGAAGCAUUAAUUCAUCAUUUCCUUUUAUUUACUAAAGGUUAUGCUGUACCACAAGGAGAAACUUAUACUGCUAUUGAAGCACCAAAGGGAGAAAUGGCUGUUUAUGUAGUUAGUGAUGGCAGUGAAAGACCUUAUAGAUGUAAAAUUAGAGCACCAGGUUUUGCUCAUUUAGGAGCUUUUGAUCAUAUUGCAAGAGGUAAUUUAUUAGCUGAUGCUGUUGCUAUUAUAGGUACUAUGGAUUUAGUGUUUGGAGAAGUUGAUCGUUAA